Molecule: messenger RNA, 12730 nt
Organism: Toxorhynchites rutilus septentrionalis
Lineage: Eukaryota; Metazoa; Arthropoda; Insecta; Diptera; Culicidae
Exons: 2
Coding region: 6612-8885 (757 amino acids)
Source: RefSeq, a predicted model, not a curated record
UUUAGUUUUUUGUUUUUUAUUCAGCUAUUCAGUCAUCAAAUCGAAACAGCUCAGAACUUUUAAUCUUUAUAGUAAAUUUUUGUUUUGUCAAAUUCAAUGCACAACAGCUGAAGGGUCGGUACGAUUAACAUUUGCUAUUGAACAAGAUGACAAAAACACAGAUAUUGAAUGGGUAGCUUGUGGUACAAAUAUCGUUCAACCCUAUAGAGUUUUCGUUAGUAUUUGUAAAAAGGAUGAUUGAUAAUUACUUGCUCAACAAUGUAUUGUACAACAACAUCCUUUCUAAAGAAGGAUUAGAACUGAUUACUCGCGGACGACUCGACCUAAGUAGGGUGACACCUUCGUUUGUGGAAAGGAAGGCCAUUGGAUUGAUAUAAUUGAGACAGCCACACACGAACAUCAAAAGCUCUGAGGAAGACAGAUUCUUGACAACAUUUAACACUACUGACACAUUGGCUUGUUUUUCUUAAGCCCGGAGGGAAUUCCUUAACACUUUAACGGGCCGUGAGAACUAGGCAUGUAAUCAAAGUAAACUACAAUACAACGGAAUGUUUACAUGCUAAAGUGUACAAAACAUUUUUUUUUUCAAUACGCAAAACAAUCAAAAACAUUGAAAAAAUUGGUGGCAAUAUAGUUGCCACUUCUAGUGAAGCUAGUGAACCAUUUCACGAGCCUAAGGAAAGAAUCAAACAAAAAAUAUGUAACGCUUUUGAGGGGGAGGGGGAGGGAGGUUUUUCGAACCAUGACGAUUCAUACAAAUCAAAAUAAGGUUUUACAUAAAAAGUGUGACAAGGGGGUGGGGGUUGAAAAUUUGACUUUUUUGCGUGACGUAAUUUGUGUUUCAUCCAAUUAUUAGUUGUGAUAAUGCGUACAAUAAAUAUUAAGUUUCAUACAAAAUGCGUGACAAGCAGGGGAUGAUUGUUGAUAAUAUACGUGACAUACUUUAUGUAACACAAACUACACUUAAGGGUUUAUCUAUAGAUAAGGUAACGCUAAAGGGAAGGCAUUUAAUAUAGAAAAAAAAGUCGAGGGGUUGUAUCCGAGACGAGACGCUUAGGACGUAGGACUACGCAAUCUUUUUUUGAUUCGUUGGUUUAUCAUUCCGGAUAUUAUUUGCGAAUAUGUCGAAAUUCCAUAUAUAACUUUUUAGUAAAAAGUUCCGGGGACGCUGAAAAGUUUUAAUGGCUUGCGUGGUUUUGUAGAAUCAUUUCGAGAAGCAACGAUUCUUCCUUGCCUUUGCGAGAACAAUACACUAAUUUAAAGUGACCAGAUGGUCAGAGGUCUAACGCGGGACACAAAAAAACAAACGUUAUGUAUAUACGUUAUGUGAACAUAAACCAUAGUUUAGCGAGUCUAAACUGAUCAGUAUUAUUUCUUUCUGAGUAUCGGCACUCAGUUGUGAUUUUUCGGUGGUUUACGCCCGAAAAUCACUCGCUCAAUCGAAGCAUUUACGCCUGGCAAACACGAUGCAAAUUCUACAAUUUUCUUCAAAUUAUCGAAUGGAAUGCUCGAAAAUUCCAAUUCAUUUUUCAUCGAUUUUAGUGUUAACGUAUGCAAAAACGUAUUCAAAAAAAUGGACUAAUUUCGGAUGGCGAUGAAAGAUAAUUCAUAGGAACAAAUUUUCUUUGAAUCUUACGUUCAUUAAGUCUACAACAAAAAUUAUUCAAGGCUGUUGAUUCGUAGCAGCAGCAGCACUUUCAAGCAAUUUGAUGAUUUUUCCAUACUGCAAGCUCCACCCCACAGCGAAGGAGUUGGACAUCCUGAGACACUUUGUGUCCGCCAGAUAUAGCCGAUCUGGUAUUUACAAUAUCAUCUCUUUGCCGCUCCUUAAGCCGGAAGAUCCAAGCAACCGGCCAAACGGUGGAGAAGAAUUUGGCCAAAAUGGACAUUUUUAUGCGGAAGCGUCAGACGAGACCGGCCGUAUCUGAGCAGCAGUCAAUCACCCAGAAGGAGUAGCUUGAGGUGUUGGUGAAAAACUUCUUUACGCACUCAUAAUGAAAGACGAGACGUACUUGAUGCUAGAAUUCAACGAAUGGCAGGAGACCGGGUACUUUACGUUCCCCAGGUAAGCGAUGACAUCGAAUAUAUCAUUCACAUCAAGUUCUCGAAGAAGGUCCUUCUCCGACAGACGUGAAGGGAAUGUCCAAGCCGCUCUUCUUUCGAGUCAUAUGGUGAACGGGGAGAUAUAUAGUACGAAGUGCUUGCCGGAUUUGGGAAGGUGAUGUGGUCUUCAUGCCGAACCUGGGAUCAGCCCAUUAUGCCAAAAGAUCACUGGAGGAUGGAUCGGCUGGAGAUAAACAUUGUGGCGAAGACCACCAAUCUUCCCAACAUUCCCCGGCUGCGUCCGAUAGAAAACUUUUGGACGAAUGGCCAAAAUAGAGAGACAGACGACCACCAAAGCCACGAAAAGGUCGCUGAUAUACAUCUUUUCAUCGGCCAUGGUUCAGGUUCCGGCCAACUUCCGUAAGACCGCCCAGCGCUUCAUUUACGAUACUUCAUCAAACAACUCUGCCUCUUCCUGUCGAGAAUACACUAGUUCUUCCGGCUUAUUUAAAACGUUAAGCCCUGACCGAGCUAGGGGACCAAAGAUGAACUUUUCGUCUGACUCACGUUGGUCCCUGCGGAUCAAUAGGGGACUUUUAUAAAAAUCGUUUUCGAAUUUUGUUGCUGUUGCUUCCAGUCCACUCUCUAAACAAAGAGCCCAAUGUCGGUGCGAUGAAACCAGCUCAACGUAUUAAUCUUUGGAUGCAAGCGCUCUUGAACAGUCUGCCAAAUAAAAGUUUUUUUGAGGUCCAUCCAUUGAGGAAAUCAACAUGAUCAAAUUGUGAUAUUGAAAUACAUUGAUAUCGCGGGACAUUUUCAUUUCUUUUGCCAAAUGCGGGACAUUUCGCGAGACGGAAUCUUACGCGGGACGUCUGGUCAGUUUACACUAAUUGGUCAUAUGUCGUUUGUUUUAUAAAUCAAUGCACGCAUUGCACUGAGUAUUAAACGAGAGACAUCUUCCGUGCAUCGCCAUUCAACAAGCAUAAAACAUGCGUCUAACAGAUGCACACAGUUGCAGCGAUAAAAAUGAAACAUUGAAACACACUUCAUGUGAAAUAUUCGCUAGCGUUCACAACUUGAGGUGAAACAUAAAACACAAAACGAGCAAAAUAAGCGACCUUUGUUGUUUCAGGCACAGAAAGAUUCUGAGAAUUUUCCUCAGAGGAGAUGCAAUAUAUACUAGGGUGGCAAUGAAUGUAUGGAAAAAAAAAUCAUUAUUCAAUUUCAAAAACCGACCAUGUACAUUUUGUGUAUUGGCCCAAAAAAAAUAUCUAGGCAAAGCAUAAACUUCAACGAUGAAGAACUGAUAGCGGUGAAGGAAUUGGUUGAUGCCUUCGAAUCAGUUCUGGUCGAUGUUGAACUGCUAUGCCGGAAGAACUGCACCCUGCAAGCUGAUGUAGAAUAGCAAUUUAUUCUAGAACAGCUAUCGGAGCCACCAUCAGAGAAACGUUUGGUAUGUGCAGAUCUGUUCGCGUAUAUUAAUACUCAUUCUCAUGGUCAUGACAAAACUUGACUAAUGACUUCGGCAUUUUCUAUCAAACGUCACGGACUGCAUUGAUCAAGCAGGAAUUCGAAAUUGUUCGUAACAUGAUGAAUUUGACGAUUAUGGUAUUGAUUCGGUAGCUGGACAACAGGAGGAAAAAAAAUCCACUGGACAAUGCAGAACUUGCAGAACAGUUGAGCAGCAAGGAAAAACUUGAACGACGAUUGCAGCUAUCGAAUCUAUUAAUAUCUAGCCCAAGCUCAACGUAAACGGAUUGGUGAAAACCCUCAGACAAAAGGUUUCGUAGAGAAUGCAUCAGAGGUAAAUACAUGUCAAUGGUAUUUCUCCGAGUUCCUAUCUAGAUUAGAAGACGACAAAAUUAGCAUUAGGCUUGCAAACGAACAUUAUCAAAAUUGUUCAUGUUGGGUUGCUGAGGCCAAUCAGCUUUUUUCCAGACAUUUUCUUCAUCGUCUGAUCGGUCCAUCUCAGAAUAAUCAUCAUCCGAUUGAUCGUCGUGCGAUAUGUCUUUCUCUAUGUUACAUUUUUCGGAUGCAGCUUCAGUAGUUAGCUUCCCUAAUAAAUAAGUACCAAAUUAAAUGGUUUACUUCAAACAUUUUUUAUAGAAGUAGCCUGAUAACCCGAGAAACCUAUUUUUUUUAAUGCGGGCUGAAUAAUAGAUUUUUUUUAAAAUACUUACGGUUCUGGAGUUCCGAAGAAGACGGUUGUGGUUCAUUUAUCGAAGCAGUUUGUUCCAUCCCAACGUCUUUAGCAUGAUCAUUUUCUCUUUGCGAAUGCUUCUUGAGGAAAACUGGAAGCGAUUUGCGGCUUUUCAGUGCUUUAGGAUCAGCUUCCAGGUCGUUCUCAGACAUCUCGAGAUUAUGGGACAGUCCAAAAGUCUCCUCUAAUUCUCUGUUAUCGUCCGGUUCUGUAUGUGACAUUAAAAGUAACAGAAUUAGAAAACAAUUUAAAUUUUCCAUCGCAGAAAUUAGCAUUUAAAAACUUACGGUUACGGAGACCAGAGACACACAAUUCUGAGUUUUUUUCGGAUGUAUUCCGUUCAGUUUCACUGUCCUUAUCAUAGUCAUUAGAAUCGUCACUUGUCACAAGAAUAUCGAUUAUGGAUAAAUCCGGAUUGCUGCUGGCAAACGAUUCCGCAUCUGUUUCAAAACCAUCCUCAGAAACAUCAGGAGAAAAUCCACAAAUUUCCUCCAAGUCUUUUUCAAGGUCGUCAUCUGAUUCAUUUUCACUCGACAUAGCUUCAGUUGAAAAGUGUAACCGAAAGUUAUAUCGUAAUGGAAAAAAUGGUCCACCACAGAGUACCGUUAUUUUCCAUUACGUGAUCACAGCAGGUCACACAUAUUGGAAUGGUGUACUAAAACUUACCCAUUUGAUAGUUAGAAAUGUAUUCAAAAUGGGUUGCUGGUAUCUCGAGAAUUGUGAAUUGUUUCUACGAAUUAUCAGUUUUAUGUUUACUCCACUGAAAGAUAAACGAAAACAAAAACACUGAAAAAACAACAUGUUUACACGCUAAAAUACACAAACAAUAAUUUUCAAUACGCAAAAUAGUUUAAAACAUUGAAAAAGUUGGUGGCAAUAUAGUUGCUACCUGCCAGUCUAGCGGAAUUUUUUAUGUUAGUUUUAACAAAAACAACUAAUAAAACUCAUCAGACUCAACAGGUCCUAAACAUUUCAUAUGAAUUGAAAACUUCAACAAAAUGACUGUUUUCUAUGAAUUUACGGGGAAUUUACUCUUGCUGCUCUAAAUUGGAAGUUAUUAACACGAAAAUGGCUCCAAAAAGAAAAGUUUUUAAUUUUUUCGCGCUAAAAAAAAUCAGGCAUGUUGCUAGGCAUCAGAACAAGACCCCACAUAAGACUAGGAGUGAUAAUUUAUUGUUAAAGAAGAGAAAAAAAUAAAGUCAAAGUCAAAAGUCUUUAAAAUGUUUCUACGCAUCUAUAAAAAUUAAUAAAAUGUCAUUUUUCCUGAGAUAAGCAAUGCCCUAACUGCCUCGAUUUGAUUGGCCAAUUUACGGUUUACCCAACACAGUCAUCAGAACCAAGGUGCUUCACAUUACAUGGCGUUUGUUCAAAUUCUUUACUUACACAGCAAAUAUGUUGAAUUCAAUAGAAUUCGAAAAUUGCUUCUACAAACAAAUGAUUACUAAGCCAAUGGUAGUCCCACGUCAACCUUGCGGUUAUAUCAUAGAGAAUAUACUUGGUAUUUCGUUACUAUCCUACAGAAGAUUAUGCUGCUGAUAAAAAUCACAUAUUGAAGUGACAGCAAUAUUAUGUCCGACAUAACCUUGAACCUUGAAACCUACCUUGAAAAUCCUUGAAAAUCAGGGAAUAUCAGGGAAUUCAAAUAUGGUCAGGGAAAAUCAGGGAAAAUCAGGGAAUUUUACCACAAUCAGGGAAAAAUGAAAUUCGUUGGAUAUAAAAUAUAAAAGUUUUUAGCCUUCCAGGUUUUAUGUGUACAUUUACUUCAGUGUAUGUUGUUUGUUUUUGUCUGUGAAAAUGGCGCGAAAGUAGAAGUCUUUUACUUUCGUGCAGUUUUUGCCAACUCCGUGUUAAGCCGUUAUUUAUCAGAUACCAUCAUCUCGAGCACCAGUUUGACAAUUGUUGAAUGCAACUGACAGCUGAUAUAUUUGCGCUUUCCGAGCACAGCCAGUAAGAUAGGCGAUGUCACGGGGCUGUUUUUUCGACCAUUUGAAAGAUGUGUUUGCGUAAGAAGAAAUAGAACUGCAAGAAUUUAAGUUUGAAUUUCGUUCAACGGAAGCGACUGUUGGUGCUCGUAGGCAGAAACAGAACUGCAAAAAUUUAAGUUUGAAUUUCAUUUAAUGGAAGUGAUUGUUGAUGCUCGCUUUGUGUUAAAGUUGAGGUGGGUGAGCCAAUUUUAUAAUCGGUGAAUACAGUAAAAUAAUUUAUUCAUUAUUUUAGCAGAGAGGUACGAUAAAAUCAUAAGGUUGUCUGGCAUUCUUCCCCGACUAUCAACUGAAGCGAAGGUGUAGUGUACUGACAAUUUACAGUGACCUUUUUUACUGAUAAUUAUUAUCUUUAUCAUAGGAAAUCCAGUAGAACUUAGUUCGAAAUGGCAAGCAAAACCACGUUCCAAGGCGUUUGGUUGCAUGACCCGGAGUUUUCAUCAUGGUUGAAACGAAUUGACACUAAGCUAGGAUGCGCAUACUGUUCUGUAUGUUCCUGUGAAAUAGUUCUCAGCAACAUGGGCAAACAGGCUCUCAAAAGUCAUAUGAAAUCAAAGAAGCAUAGUCAACGAACCACAGCCGGAAAUAUUUUCAAAUAUCUAAUGAGUGAUUCACACCAAACGUUCGAACCAGGCACUUCCAAGAAUAUCGGAUUCAGUUGUGCUAGAAAUGAUCAUCCACCUGUGGAAUCAGUACCUACUGUUGCGAUUCCUUCAGUUUCCUCUGCGAGCAUUCUACCUCCUUCGAAAACUAUCGAUAAAUUCAUGCUGAAAAACGAUACCAUCAAAGCUGAGAUCCUGUGGUGUUUGGAAACAGUUAUGUGUCACAAAUCACUCCGCACAGCUGAAAAGGACAUGGUAGUAUUGAGAACAAUGUUUCAUGAUAGCCAGAUUGCUGAGAAGGUUCAACUAGGCCGUGAUAAAAUGAGCUACAUGAUGCUGUUUGGCAUUGCCCCCUAUUAUAAAUCUGAGCUCGAUAAAACUCUGCAUAAUACAAACUGCAUUGUCGUUGGUUUUGACGAGUCCUUAAAUAAGACUACAAAAAAGCAGCAAAUGGAUCUAAAUGUCAGAUUUUGGGAUGAAGAAAAGAAGGAGGUGGUAACUCGUUACAUGACCUCAAUGUUCUUGGGACGAUCUCGAGCAACAGAUUUACAUGCAGCUUUUAAAGAAGGCCUGGGAAAUAUCCCUUUAAACAAGCUUCUUCAGGUGUCGAUGGAUGGUCCCAACGUGAAUUGGUCAUUUUUACGCGAGCUGAAAAUGGACUUUGAACAUGGAGAAGAAAGGCUCUUGGAUUUAGGUAGCUGCGGAUUGCAUAUUUUGCACGGUGCAUUCAAGGAAGGUGUUCGCUGCUCUGGAUGGAAUGUUACGAAGUACCUGCGAGGCAUCUAUCACAUCUUCAAAGAUGUUCCAGCACGACGCGCUUUAUUCACAUCGUAUUCGGGAAGUGCUGUGUAUCCACUGAAGUUUUGCGCUCACAGAUGGUUGGAAAACAUUAACGUAGCACAAAGAGCUGUGGAGAUUACUCCUCAUAUAAGGAAGUUCGUUGAGGGUGUUCAGAAUGACAAAAUUGAACCAAAAUCAGAUUCGUACGUCGAUGUAGUUGAGUGUCUAAAAGAUCCUCUACUGUUGGCUAAGUUGACCUUUUUCAAAUCCGUUGCCGCUGAAGUAGAACCAUUUUUGCGCGAGUUCCAAACGGAUAAUCCCAUGGUGCCAUUUUUGUAUAACAAUUUGAGUCAAAUGGCUAGAAGUAUAUUGGGAAGAUUCAUGCAGAUCGAUCAGCUAAAGAACAUCACUCAGGUAACAAUAGAAGAGAUCAAUGAAGCCAAGAAUCAUUUACCAAUGAAAGAGAUUGUAUUGGGUUUUGAAACAAGAAAAGUUUUAAAAAACUCGUCAAAAUUGACCCAAAAACAAAUUCUGCAAUUUCGUCUGGAAUGCAAAGGAUUUUUGAAAGCACUGAUUCUAAAGCUUAUGAAGCGAUCGCCAUUGACGUAUCCUGUGACGAAAGCCGCAUCCUCUCUUGACCCUUCAGUCAUUGAUUCCGAUCAAAAAUUGGCUGGAAAACGAUUCGAAAAGCUUUUAACUAUAUUGAUGGAUUUUGGUCGUAUCAGUGGAGCUUCAGCAGACUUGGCACUGAAACAAUAUUUAAAAUUAGUUGGUAGCAACAAAAGCAACAAGUUUGCCUACUAUGAUCGGAAAAAUGAACGACUGGACCAUUUCUGGAAGGGAUUGCUAUCGGGGGAUGAGUUUAUGGAACUUUUUACCAUCGUAAAAAUGAUCUGCUGUCUCUCGCAUGGAAACGCCAACCUUGAGAGGGGCUUUUCCAUUAACGCUGAAUGUCUUUUUGAAAACAUGCGUGAGGAAUCGGUUGUUGCUAAGCGACAAAUUUAUGACGCUGUAUUUCACGCUGGAGAGAUAGCAUCAAUACAAAUUUCGAACCAGCUAAUUCAACGAGUUCGAAAUUCUCACUCCCUUUAUAUAGAAGACAAGGAACGCCGUAAGAAAGAAGAUCUUGCGUCAAAUGCGUCAAAGAUGAUGAAACGUCAACGAGAAGCAGAAGCGAAAUCUUUAGAGAUCAAACGGAGUAAAAUUUUGGAAAACGCACAGAAGGAAGCCGAAAGUUUGCAAGAAAAAAUCGCUUUGUUGAAAUCAACUGUUUUGUAAAACUCAUCCGAAUCAAAAUAAAUAAAAUUUUCUGCUGUAUUAGUAUUUAAGCAUCUUUCAUGAACUGCAUGAAUAAAUCAUGUUCUAUCUUUUACGCCGUUUCUCAGUCUUUGUAUAAUUCAAACAAAAAAAUACAAAAAACUCAUUUAUUGGAUUAUAUUCGCUCAUAAAUUUACUUGUUCUAGCCUUCAUAGAUACUUACUAGCUGUUAAAAAACAGAACUAAAAUAAAAAUUUUGAUCACUAGUCUAUAUCUGGAAUUUUUCUGGAAAAGUACUGGAAAAUCAGGGAAUAUCAGGGAAUUUUUUUUCGGAAUUUGAGUCGACACCCUGUGUCGACAUGUACGUCAAUAUUGAAACUGAACGAUUGAAUCACCAGAAACUGGGAUCAGAAGAUUAUAUCCAAAUGCGGGAUGCACCCGUAGCCGAGUGGUUAGCGUCUCACAUUAUCAUGCCGGGUUCAGGUUCGAUUCCCGUUCUGGCCGGGGAAUUUUUCGUCAAAGAAAUUUCCUUCGACUUGCACUGUAGUCACGCGUAUUCUAGAUCUUGCCCCUCGGAAUACAUGCAAGGCGUGUUAUUUGGCUUAAGAAAUCUCAACCAAGUAUUAAUAAAUGACUCUAGUUGAUGCAUACGUUGAUACGGUAAAAGUUCCUCAGGGAACGUGAAAUAUCAUCUUCUUGAAUGGCUGCUAUCAAUAUAGAUGGACACGUGAACAAUGCUGGUAGUUUGACGAUUCUCCCUGCAACUUAUGUUGGAAGUCUGCGGCAUAUACAUGAAUAUGCUCAAGACGUCAUGACAUGUUCGCCAUUACGGGCGACCCGAUUUAUUCAGGAAUUCACCAUGUAGGGGAAUGGGGGGUAUGCCCGACCCCCUAAGGAAAAGUAUUGUUUUGUGAGAUCUGCGGGCACAUAUUGAUAUGUUUCCUCCACAGAAUCAUUGUCUAGUUUAUUUUCCAUGAGAUAUAAGGAAUAUCAGUACAUUUAAACGGUAAUUUUCUCAAGUAAUAGUCAAUUUAAAAAACUGCCAUAAAAAUUAAGCUCAACCAGUGCGGGUGAAACCGGCACCCCAUGGGGGUAACACCGGUACCCUAUGGGGUAAGACCGUCAUCUCAAUUUCUCAAUAUAUAUACUUGGCAACAGUUGAACCAGUUUGAAUGUGACAGUCGGCAAAUAGAAGGUAAUCUAAUUCUAAAUGUCGCUGUCGAGUAUGGUUCGAAUCGCUCAACCGAUUCCGGAGAUAUGGUCGGAACAAGUUCCGAUGAACAUGGAAUAUGGAGAAGAAAUCACCAAACCACACCACAAUUCAAUUACAAAUUUAAUGGAAUCUAGGACCACAUUGAACACUUACCGGUGGUCAGUUUUUCUUCUUACUUGAAUCAAUAUCCGUCAUACGACGCUUUUAAUCACACUAGGAUUCGCCUUGAAAUCACAGAGAAGAAUGAGUUCAUGACUGUAGGUAAUUUUUUUCAGGUUUUUGUGAUUAUGAUGGCAAUAAAACUAAUUAAAUUAUGUUUAGUUGUAAUUAGUUUAUUAUUUUCGUUAAGACCAUACAGCCAUUAUUUUUCGUUCAAUGAUGAAGUUCAUUUAAUUUAUCGAACAGCUUAAAUCCAACAUUAAAUUUACAUCGUGGAAGCACGUUUGAUAGAAACUCCACUAACAAUAGCCUCUUUUGCAAGGGUGAGAUUCUCCUGGGACCAACUCCCUCGAUUCGUUUUCCUUUGGUAGCUGCGAAGCAUUUGAAAUUGAUGGAAAAUAUGUCUUAGAAACCUUCAACUAAACGCAAACCAUGCCGGGAUCCCCCACUGAAAGGGUGGCGGACUUACCCCGAGAGCACACAUUUUUCAAGAAGACUAUUUCUAUUAACUUAUUGCUUUAACUUACCUCAACUCGAAUCCCAGUGAUUACUAACAAUCCAGGGGACAAACUGUAGAGCAGCGAAAAGAAUUUGAAACCGCGUUCAACAAUAAAAGCUUAAACUUCACUGACGGAAAAUUACAUUCGGCUACAUAUCAUCGGCACUCGCGUUUGUUUUGAUUUAUAUUUUGACAAUUGACGGAUCACGGUGGGUUCGAUGUGAUUGAAAACGUCUAAAAUAAUAAAUACUAACAUGUAGAGUAUUCAAAAACGUAGUUAAUCAGAGUUUUCUAGUAAAACUCAGGGGGUGCCGGUCUUAUCCUCAGUGGCGGGCUUACCCUCGCUUCCCCUAUGGUUGACGAAAAGUGUUCGAAACGAUAGUCCUGAGCAUUGUUGUCAGAGACGGUUACUGGGAAUGAUGGGUAUCCAUUGUAUGGGAAGGUCUACUGUGGACAACGUGAGAACAGCCACCGUUAAUGUAAAUAACGAGGAAAUCGGAGCUGAUAACCGUUGGAUUGUUUCGUACUCAACAUUGUUGUCAAAGACCUUUAGGGCGCAUGUUAACGUAGAAUAUUGCAACUCUGCCAAAUCUAUCAAAUACAUAUGCAAGUAUGUAAACAAAGGCAGUGACAUGGCGGUAUUUGCUGUUGGUGAAGAAAAUUCGAUUGAUAAAGUCACGUAGUACCAGAUGGGGCGCUAUACAAGCAGCAAUGGGGUGUUUUUGAACUUACACCCCGGUACAAAAAUAAAAGACGUAGUCCUACGUCAAUAUAGAUGUUGAAGAAUUGAGUUUCCUAAUUCAAAGCCAAAAUAAUGGGCAAUUGCAUUAAUACAAAUCGGUCGCUCCACGGACACGAGCCAAGAUGAUGUUUACUAUUCCAUCGAAUUUUUACAAUUCACUGAUGUUGUACAGAUUUUCGCUUCACAAUUUGCGGUUAAAAGUUGAAUCGGUAACUAUAAUGUUGAGUAACAUCAAUCAACCUCAACUUUGCAAUGGCAUCAGGCUCACAGUGAAAAAUCUUAUGAACAAUGUCAUUGAAGCGACGAUUUUAAAAGGAAAAUACAAAGGUGAUUCCGCGUAUUCCAAUGAUUCCCACAGACUUGCCGUUUGAUUUCAAACGUCUGCAAUUUCCAGUGCGUCUUGCAUUCGCAACGAUUGUCAAUGGAGCCCAAGGACAGUCAUUGGAAAUUUGUGACAUAAACCUAGAAUAUCCAUGCUUCUCGCAUGGACAGCUUUAUGUUGCUUGUUCACGUGUCAGAAAGCAAUCGGCAUUAUAUAUUUGAUCCUGCAGACAAAACAAAACACCAUAAAUCAUUACAAUAAUUUUCGUACAUCUGGAUUUAGAUUUGUUAUAAAUAAAAUAUUUUGCUUAGUUGUGAAUCACAUUUACUUUAAUUCUUUUGUGAAAAUAGAGCUUUAAAAAAGGUUUUUGGAAAUUAAGUGAAAUUAUAUCAAUUAAAUUAAACCUUGUGUUCCUUGAUUGUUGUGUUGCAAAGACUAUGAAUAAAUCAAAACUUAUUACAUAUUUUGAGCAUAUUCUUUCACCUUAUAAACGACUGUUCUCUCAGUUCAUAUGGAGUUCAUAUGGCAGUAUGAAAUAUGCCGGGUCAACUUGUAUAAAAAAAUAUUAAAAAUCAAUCAGCAAGACCAAACAACGUGCAUGUUGUGAUAACAUUUGCCACAAAUACAUACAUUGGAGGAAGAUUGAGACAUGAGACAGAAGAAGACGCGAAUAUAGUUCUGGUUUGGGUCUGGGCUUUGAGGGAUAAUUGAGUAGUACCAUCGUUAGCAACGGACUCUGUCGGACUAAAAAAAAAACCAUUGAAGACUAUUUGACAAAUCUGAUUAUAUUAAACCUUCGGGAUCUUAAGCACACAUUCGAGCAAUGAUUAUCACUCAUCUUGUCUAACAUUAAUAUACGUACACUAUUUUUGACGUCAACUAAUCGAAUUCCUUCCCAUUUUUGUUUCGACGCAAAUCUCGCAGAUCCCGC